Messenger RNA from Naumovozyma dairenensis CBS 421, 954 nucleotides. It is a transcript of the gene RRG8, whose product is annotated as Rrg8p. NCBI's taxonomy places the organism in Eukaryota, Fungi, Ascomycota, Saccharomycetes, Saccharomycetales, Saccharomycetaceae. The transcript has a single exon. The coding region runs from base 1 to 954 and encodes 317 amino acids. The record is from RefSeq and is a predicted model, not a curated record.
AUGAUUAUACCGAAGAAUUUAUAUAAGCGGUUGUUGAUAACUUCGGAAGAUUGUUCCAUUGAUAAAAUGAAACAACCAAUUUCUCCUAGUGUCCUUCUAACUGGUUUUGAAAGAUGGUCAGGUAAAAGGAAGAAAUUAUAUUUCCGGAGCAAUAAUGAGAUAACGAGUAAGGUAAGCAAUUUUAAUCUGAGGGAAAAUAUUUUUGCUAACAUCCUUUCUUCCCCGAUGAGGUUAGAUAAAGUAUCUCGAGUUAAGCUGCCGAAAGAGUUAUUAAUACAAUUAAAUAUCACAAAACAUCACACCAUUUCGACAAAGAAACCUCUCAAACUUUCUGCUGCUGUUCAAAAUGUUGGAGAGGGCAAAAGUUCCUAUGUUCUGAAUAAUUAUAAAGAAUUAAGUAAACUUUUCAAAAGCGCUGCAUCAUGGUUACCAAUUCCAUCAUCAUCUUCCAGUAACAACUAUUUUAAUAUAUCCGAUGUCCAUAUAGAUCAAAAUCUGUUGACAGAGUACAAGGAGCUCUUACUGAAAACUGUGAGUGACGGAUUAUUGGGUUGUGUGAACACAUCUAAUGGUAGCGAUAAUUUACAAAAUCUUGGACUGAAAGAGCACGUAGAAAGAGCCCAGGCAAGUAAACUGUCGAGACCGGAAAAGAACGAAUUUGAGACGGGAAUCAAAACUUUGGCAAAACAAGAAAAUCAGACUUCUCAAUGCCAAACUGAAAUUCUUAUAACGUAUGAAGAAGGAAAUAAAGAUGCCAUAUACUUAAAAAAGCAAACAGACGAAACUAAAAACGGAAUGCUAACUGUUUUCAACCUGGGUAGUACCGGCACUCCAGAGCUGAAAAAGAUAGCAACAAAUCUCCGUUUAGAUAAAGCUCCUAUUGUAUUAAACCGUAUGUACAACAAAGAUCUUAUUAAGAACAUUUUCAAAAUGUUGUCCUUCUUUCUCAACUAA